Molecule: messenger RNA, 2945 nt
Organism: Rhagoletis pomonella (apple maggot)
Lineage: Eukaryota; Metazoa; Arthropoda; Insecta; Diptera; Tephritidae
Product: U2 small nuclear ribonucleoprotein auxiliary factor 35 kDa subunit-related protein 1-like
Exons: 7
Coding region: 45-1790 (581 amino acids)
Biological process (GO): mRNA splicing, via spliceosome
Cellular component (GO): U2AF complex; spliceosomal complex
Molecular function (GO): metal ion binding; pre-mRNA 3'-splice site binding
Source: RefSeq, a predicted model, not a curated record
UCUGAUUUGACUAUAAAAAAAAGUUAAUAAAGCGAUAUUUUCCAAUGCUCCAAAUCACAAGCAAACGCCCAUGGCGAAAAGACUUAAAGAAGCAACAACGGAAGCGCAGACGGCGGAAAGCUGCUGUGGCGCGUGACUUGCGUGUGGAAGAAGAUGAAGCCAGCAAACUCAAAGAUCCGGCCUACCAAUUAUGGCUACAACAACAGUCUCAACUUGAGGAGGAACAGCUCCGCGCAGCUGAAAAGCGUCAUGCAGAAGAAGAGGAAACGUGGUUGAGGCGCGACUUGCUCGCUCAACGUGAAUUCCGGCUAAAGCAACAGCAACGCGAAGCAGCGGAAGCCGCAGAAAGAGCUAAACGUAAACAACAAGCAGAGGAGCUGGCUGCAAAGGAAGCCGAACAACGACGACGCCGCGAGGAACGUGAACGUAGCGAAGCGGCAGCAGCUGCGGAGUUUGAGCAAAUGUUGCAAUGUACGGAAAAGUUCCUUAACACUGAUGGUCCAGCACCUGCAGAGCUGAGACGUGUGGUAGAGUCACGUCCCGGUCAGAAUUUGUGUAUUCUCUAUGAUCGUACAAAUUGUUGCCGCUUUGGGCCGUCAUGUGCGAAUAAUCAUCGUAGACCGUUGCUUUCCAACAUAAUUGUUGUGCGUCACUUCUUUAUGCAUCCUCUGUUGGAACAGGAAGAGCACAAAGAAUACGCAACCGCUGAUGGUGGUUUGGAGUUAAGUGAGCAGGACUUGCGCGAAGCGUAUGUAGAAUUCUUUGAUGAUGUAAUACCAGAAUUGCAGGGAUUUGGUUAUUUACGAAAUUUCCGUACUGUGCGUAAUGUGCUGCGGCACUUGCGUGGACAUGUGUUCGUCGAGUACUUGGAGGAGAGAUCUGCUUUAAAAGCUUUUAUAAAGCUACAAGGUCGCUUUUAUGCCGGCAGGCAACUAAAUGUAGAAUUUUCAAGCAUUCAAAAUUGGCGGGGCGCUAUUUGUGGCUUAUCGCACGCGCACAAAUGUCCUAAGGGUGAUAAAUGUAAUUAUUUACACUUAUUCAAAAACCCUGGUAAUAAGUACAACACGCCUUUGGUGGCCAAGAAAACACCAAGUGGUAGGGUGCAAGUAGCCACGCCCCUAAUAAGCUGGAACAUGGUGACAGCGAAUGAUGUGAAACACAAUUCACGCAACUGGCGUUGGUCCGAGAGUCCUGAAAUUGAAGUUGCAGCAACGAGAUUGGAUCCAGAAAAGACUGAGAAAAAAGUUAGCAAAAGCGAUGAUUGCCGUAGACAUAAAAAUGAUGAUAAACUAAAAAAUUCCACCCACACCCAAACAAAAAACGAAGAUGUCGAUGGUAAAUCAAAGCGUAAACGCAAAAAACACAAACAUGAGCGCGACAAGUCUCAUAAAAAGCACAAAAGAAAACGUUCGCGCAGCUCAAAGCAUUCUGAAAAGCAUCAAGACCGCCAAAAUGAUUCCAGAACUAGUGACAAUAAGCACAGUAAAAGCAAAUAUGAUCACACUACGCGCUCUUGUACACCCAGCGCUAAGAGUGAUGAUGGUCGACAGAGCAAAUCAGCUGGAAGUGAAAGUAGUCGUUCAGCUAGACAGGAUGAUGACAAGGGACAGCAUAAGAAUGGCAGCGACAAAUGCGAGCAUUCAACUGCUGAGGAGAGGCAUACAAAGCGAAAAUACCAUAAAUCUAGUAGCUCAGAUAGCUUUACUCCAAAGAAAGAUAAAAGCAUUGACAGCAACAGAAGUCGGAGCAAAGAAAGUCCCGAGCGGAGAAACGCGGCGUCGAAGUGUUAACAGUGGUUUAUUUUGAAAUAUCUUCGGUGAUGCUACCUCUGGUGCCUAUGUCAAUUAUUACCUCUGGUGCUUAAAGGAUCUGUCAUCAGCACUCCGGUGCAGAUCAAAGCACAUCUAAGGCGCCAAUGGUAAUAAUUGACUUUUGACGUUUUGCAGUAUCACCGACGAUAUUCUGCAUGCACUAAAUAUUUUCAAUAAAAACAUACAGUGUUAAAAGUUUUCAUAGUUAAAAAAUAUGUUUUCAAGUUAUUUUACACCUAAAGUAUGUAUAAAAGUAAACUAUUUUGUUAUAGCUUUUUUGAACUCUUCUAGUUUGCAAAAGUUUUGAUUUGCCCCCGAUGAAUAUCGUUUAGGCCUGUCUAUAGUCCUUCUGGUUUAGAAAAUGACUUACAUACGUCCCUGGCUGAGCCUGGUCUUUGAGGAACAUGAGAUAGGGAGUAUGCCCGCCUUGAAGCAAGUGCCUGCAGGCUUGGAGUCAAUGUCUGUCAUGCUUUAAAGGAUUUGGAGCAACCCUUCUAGAAGUUUUCGUUCUGAUACAGGCAACACUUAAUGGGGUUCACUGAUCUAAACGAGCGUAGAUCUUUAAAACAACAUGUCUUGGAUUUGCCGAAUAAAUUUGGUGCGUAGAAGCGAUUGUUUUAGGAAUUAGGUCGAAAUUUUUGAUGUUAUCUGUAGCAGCUUGGUUGUAUUGGAAAAUCCGUAGUCUUAUUGCGACGAAAAAAUAGUGAAUGAGGCCAUAUAAAAUAUAAAUUCUCCCAAUAGAUGCCUGUUGGAAGUAGCACGUUUUUUGGAAGCGAUACAUUUUAGAUUAAGUAAGGUUAGGUAAGGUGAGGUUGUGGUUGUGGUGGCCUCAGACAAGGGAUGCACUUGGAUAUUUAAGAGAUAGUCCUUUGCGCUACCACGUCAACUGAACGGAUAUCAUUACCUAGUCGGUGGAAUUGCUCGUCCCCGCGGCUCGCUAAUCCACAUUAUGCUUUUACUUGAGUUCUACUGUCGAGACAGCGCAUACUUAAGUUACAAAAGCACCAUCACUUUUAACAAUAUUGUAAUUCAUACAUACUUACCCACUCCUCCUCAUAAUUCGUUAAGUUUUCUUUUUUCAAUAAACAAUUUUUUUUAUAAUUCUUAAAAAUUUUUUAAGAUUUUAAUGUUUAU